AUGAACUUUGUUGAUAGCUUUACUUUUAACACUGUUGUCUCUUUAGAUGGAACUGGAAAUUUUAGAAGCAUUAAUGCAGCUAUAGCAGCUGCACCAAGUAAUAGAAAAUCUCGAUUUUACAUUCAUGUGAAACCUGGGAUUUACAAAGAACAUGUUGAAAUCGAAAAGAAAAAGACUUUCAUUGCGUUAAUCGGUGACAACGCUGCAAACACCAUCAUUGUUGAUAGUAGAAGCCAUGCUACUGGUUUUAACACCUUCCAAUCCGCUACAUUCGUUGUCAAGGGUGAUAACUUUAUGGCACAGUCCAUAACGUUUGAAAAUUCUGCUGGACCUGAAAAUGGUCAAGCUGUUGCCCUUCUCAACAACCGCGCCAAUCAUACGGUAUACUACAAAUGUGUAUUUCUUGGCUAUCAAGACACUCUUUAUGUCAAUGGAGACAAUGUAUUCUUCAAAGAUAGUGAAAUUUACGGCACGGUAGAUUUCAUAUUUGGAUAUGGACAAGCUGUGUAUCAAGAUUAUUUUCGCGAAGACUUGAAAUCAGACGUAAGAGGGUUGUUCACCAUUUCCAUAAAUCAUUCUAUUGCUACUAGCGUUGAUAAUUAUUUGUAUCUUCUGGACCAGCUCAAAACAUCUGACUUAGACAACAAAACACGAUCUGUCUUUAAUGAUUGUGUGGAGCAAUAUGAGUUUGCCAUAGCUCUUUUGAAAUCAUCGUUAGAGGAAUUGUUAAAGAAUCACGAUAGAGAUAAAGUGAUGAUUAAUAAUAUGUCUGAUGCGUUCGGUAGCAUUGAUAGUUGUGAAUAUGAUUUUGAGGACUUUGUAACUGAACCGCCUGCUUGGUUGGCUCGUUAUCUUACCUUACGUCCACUUUUUGGACUUUCAAUAGGGUUUGCAAGUUUAUUGUAA
Messenger RNA from Benincasa hispida (wax gourd), 906 nucleotides. RefSeq names its product pectinesterase 2-like. Gene Ontology annotation, molecular function: pectinesterase activity. Gene Ontology annotation, biological process: cell wall modification. The record is from RefSeq and is a predicted model, not a curated record. NCBI's taxonomy places the organism in Eukaryota, Viridiplantae, Streptophyta, Magnoliopsida, Cucurbitales, Cucurbitaceae.